GCGCAGGGGCGGGGCCGCGCGCCGCAGGGAGGGGAGGUGGGCAAGAUGGCGCCGGGUGGGUGAUUCUCCCCGGGUCACCCAGCGGUUGCGGAGACACCGGGGCGGAGGGUGCGGCCCCCACUGCCCGCCUUCCUCCUCUCCCUCGCCCCCGGAGGCCUAGCUUUUGCUUCCUCCCUCCACCUCGGGGGCGGGCUGGAUUGUCGGGACACCAUGUCGGACUCCGAGGAGGAGAGCCAGGACCGGCAACUGAAAAUCGUCGUGCUGGGGGACGGCACCUCCGGGAAGCUCGGUCACACCUGCGCCCCGCCCCUUUCCCGUACCUGAUGCCUGCACUGCACCUCGAGCUCCCAGGAGCUUUGCCCAGGAAUCAGAUGCCUUUGGUGAUUAUUGGGGAUCCGCCACUCACUGGUCGGGUCACUGGAGGCCACGUUUCGAGCCUGCCUGCGAUUCCUCCACCUCCUUAGCCACAUGUUUUGCUCAAGAAACUUUUGGGAAACAGUACAAACAAACUAUAGGACUGGAUUUCUUUUUGAGAAGGAUAACGUUGCCAGGAAAUUUGAAUGUUACUCUUCAAAUUUGGGAUAUAGGAGGGCAGACAAUAGGUGGAAAAAUGUUGGAUAAAUAUAUCUAUGGAGCACAGGGAAUCCUCUUGGUAUACGAUAUUACAAAUUAUCAAAGCUUUGAGAAUUUAGAAGACUGGUAUACUGUGGUGAAGAAAGUGAGUGAGGAAUCAGAAAUUCAGCCACUGAUUGCUUUGGUGGGCAAUAAAAUUGAUUUGGAGCAUAUGCGAACAGUGAAACCUGAGAAGCACUUACGAUUUUGUCAGGAAAACGGUUUUAGUAGCCACUUUGUCUCAGCCAAGACAGGAGACUCUGUCUUCCUGUGUUUUCAGAAAGUUGCUGCUGAAAUCCUUGGAAUCAAGUUAAACAAAGCAGAAAUAGAACAGUCACAGAGGGUGGUGAAGGCAGAUAUUGUAAACUACAACCAGGAGCCCACGUCAAGAACUGUUAACCGGCCUCGGAGCUCCAUGUGUGCAGUUCAGUGAGCGCGCUUUCCUUCUGUGUGGAUAAUGCUGGCUGCCCUCCUCCUCUGAGUGGGCCCAGCCGUCUGCGAACUGGUUUUAUCAGUGACCAUUGCCAUAGUGCAGUUCGCACUUUGCUCCCAUCACUUCAUCAGUCAGUGUUGCCUCAGAGCCGCAGGCAGCUCCUCGGACUGCAAAGAACCCAACUUCAGGGCCACACACUUGGAAAUCAAAAUGGGACAGCCCUUCUCUGGAGUUAGAUUGCAUCAUUGAAAAAGUAUGAUGGUGGUUCUUUAUAUCCUUGCUUCUUUUUCCCUGAUGUAAACUUUUUAAGCCAAAUAUAAAACUGCCCAGGUCUUUAUCGUCAGCCAGGCUAUUGUCACUGCACCGUUUAAUUUUCUUAUCUGAAUUCAUGUAUCUCAAAAUAUACUUCAGAGUGCAAAUAUUGAAAUAAGUAAUAUAUUUUCCCUACAGUUACUUAACGGGGCAUUCUUUUAUUGUCUAUUGUGAGUGAAAACAUAUAAAGCUGUAUUUAACUGAAAAAUGCUUGAAAUAAGGUUGUAAUAGAAAUAUUUUUUCAUUUUUAAAAAGGGGGCCUAAAUUGUUUAUAUUAUAGCUUGUAACUCACAAAGUAGUGAGUAUUUGAUAUUGUAUUUUUAUUACUGUAUCAUGGUCAUUGCAUAUUGUAUUAUACUCAGCUUAGAUGGCUUUAUGAAUUUUAAUAAAUGUUCAGCUGAUGUUC
Molecule: messenger RNA, 1763 nt
Organism: Heterocephalus glaber (naked mole-rat)
Lineage: Eukaryota; Metazoa; Chordata; Mammalia; Rodentia; Bathyergidae
Source: RefSeq, a predicted model, not a curated record